AUGUGCAUUCGAGGCCCAUGCCGAGUCGAUAGGGGCCAAGCACAGGAGGAUGCAGACAAAAUGGAGGAAUCCGCCAAGGAUGGCAUCAAGGCUGUGCGCGAGAUGGCCGCAAAGAUGAAGAGGUCUCGCAUCUCGACCACGCCGGCGUGA
This is a messenger RNA of Symbiodinium pilosum, 150 nucleotides long. Lineage: Eukaryota; Dinophyceae; Suessiales; Symbiodiniaceae. The record is from the annotation of a GenBank genome assembly.